Messenger RNA from Penicillium canescens, 1302 nucleotides. RefSeq lists its product as uncharacterized. The coding region runs from base 1 to 1302 and encodes 433 amino acids. Gene Ontology annotation, biological process: transmembrane transport. The transcript has 4 exons. Gene Ontology annotation, molecular function: transmembrane transporter activity. The record is from RefSeq and is a predicted model, not a curated record. Gene Ontology annotation, cellular component: fungal-type vacuole membrane. NCBI's taxonomy places the organism in Eukaryota, Fungi, Ascomycota, Eurotiomycetes, Eurotiales, Aspergillaceae.
AUGGAACUCGAAUCUCGCAAUAACAGUACCGAUCGAAUUGAACCAGACGAACUGGUGCAUUUUCAUGAAGGAAGACAACUCCCGCCAGUGGAUGGAGGCAAAGAUGCAUGGAUGUUCCUAGUGGCCGGCUUCAUCAUCGAGGGGUUGACUUGGGGCUUUGCAUUUUCCUACGGUGUUUUUCAGGAUUAUUAUCUUUCAAGCGAUGAGUUCCGGAACUCGGGCAACAUCGCAGCCAUUGGUACUUGUGCAUUGGGGAUUGCCUAUCUUUCGGCUCCUCUCGACUUUGCAUUGUUACUAGGAGUGCCUCGCUUCAGGCGACUUGCUACUCCGGUUGGCUUCCUGGUUAUGUGUUUAGCUCUUGCAUUGAGCUCCUUUUCCACGACGACAACCCACCUCAUUCUCUCACAGGGUGUGGGCUAUGGUCUAGGAGCCGGAUUGGCCUACUCACCUGUGAUUCUGUGGAUGGGUGAAUGGUUUGUCAAGCGGCGUGGACUUGCUUUUGGGACUAUGUGGGCUGGAACGGGUCUGUCUGGUGUUGUAUUUCCCAUUGUUCUCCAGUGGAUGCUGAAAGAGUACGGCUUCCGCACCACUCUGCGCGUCUGGUCGGUUCUACUCAUGAUUCUCAUCGCACCGGUCAUCUAUUUUGUCAAACCACGCAUUCCGACAUCUCAGACUGCUAGCAAGAUCAGGCCUUUUGAUCUCAGUUUUAUAUGGACCAGAUCCUUCAUGAUCUACCAAGUGUGCAACACAGUGGAAGCAUUGGGCUUCUUCCUUCCAGCCGUGUACCUCCCAAGUCAAGCUCGAUCAUUAGGCGUGACCGGUCCGCUGGCAUCAUUGACUGUCAUCUUGUUCAAUCUUGCAUCGAUCGGUGGAUGUGUGGUGAUGGGAAUGCUCGUGGACAAACACCAUGCUACGACCUGCAUACUUUUGUCUAGCGUUGGGACCGCGCUGUCUGUCUUCCUCAUCUGGGGCUUUAGCGUUUCGAUCGCGCCUCUGUAUGUAUUCUGCAUUGUCUAUGGACUCUUUGCGGGCUCAUUCACCUCCACAUGGACCGCGAUUACAAGAGAGACACAGAAGAACAACGAGCGAGCAGAUAUGUCGAUGAUCUUUGGAAUUUUGGAGACCGGUCGUGGGAUUGGAAAUAUUGCCAGUGGAUUCUUGAGCGAAGCUUUGAUCGCACAUGGUGCUUCUAUCAGCGCGUACGCGUUUGGCAGCACUUACGGUAACAUUAUCAUCUUCACCGGAGUCACGGCCCUAUUUGGAGGUGCCUGUGCCCUGGCUCGUCCUUUGAAGCUACUCUAA